Molecule: messenger RNA, 4035 nt
Organism: Pseudophryne corroboree (corroboree frog)
Lineage: Eukaryota; Metazoa; Chordata; Amphibia; Anura; Myobatrachidae
Gene: RPIA
Product: ribose 5-phosphate isomerase A
Exons: 10
Coding region: 111-854 (247 amino acids)
Biological process (GO): pentose-phosphate shunt, non-oxidative branch; D-ribose metabolic process
Cellular component (GO): intracellular membrane-bounded organelle
Molecular function (GO): ribose-5-phosphate isomerase activity
Source: RefSeq, a predicted model, not a curated record
CAUUACUGGGAAGGGACCAUGUUGUGUGCUGCAGUGUGACUGUGUGAUCACAUUGGCAGAGGCACAGACAGUCAGGAUUCAUCACAGCCAGAUCGCAGGGAGGACUCUGUAUGAUACAGCGCAGGCUGCUUACUACAAUCAGCAGGAUGACGGACGAAGCUAAGAGACUGGCAGGCUGCGCGGCUGUGGACAAUCAUGUCAAGGAUAAUCAGGUGCUCGGCAUCGGAAGCGGUUCCACCAUUGUCCACGCUGUGCAUCGAUUAGCUGAAAGGAAGAAGAACGAGAACCUCCGUGUGCUGUGUGUCCCCACCUCUUUCCAGGCUCGGCAGCUGAUCCUGCGGAAUGGACUAACUCUGACUGACUUGGAGAGGCACCCUGAGCUUGAUAUCGCAAUUGAUGGAGCAGAUGAAGUGGAUUCUGAUCUCAACCUCAUCAAAGGUGGCGGGGGAUGUUUGGCCCAGGAAAAAAUUGUUGCUGCUUGUGCCAAAUCUUUUAUUGUGAUCGCAGAUUACAGGAAGGAUUCCAAGAAUUUUGGUGACCAGUGGAAAAAAGGGAUUCCAAUAGAAGUUAUACCAAUGGCCUAUGUUCCCGUGACCAGGGCGAUAGAGAAACGGUUUGGGGGUGCUGCUGAGCUGAGGAUGGCUAUUAGUAAAGCGGGCCCAGUGGUGACAGAUAAUGGGAAUUUUUUACUUGACUGGAAGUUUGAGAAAGUUUAUGACUGGAAAGAUAUUAAUACAGCCAUCAAAAUGAUUCCAGGUGUGGUGGAUACCGGGCUCUUUAUUGACAUGGCCGAGAGAGUCUACUUUGGCAUGGAGGACGGGACCGUGUCGGUCCGUGACAAGCCUGUGCAUUAGUCCCAGAACAGCACAGAUGUGCCUAGUGCUAGUGCAUCAUGGCUGUGCCAAUUACAUGUGUGUGUGUGUCAUACUGAAUUUGCCUUUUUCUUUAUUGUUAUUGAAGUUUUCUGUUUUUAUAUUGUGCAGUUGCCAUGUUUUCCUUCUGGUACGCUUCCUUGUGGUACAUUUAUAAUAUUGUGAUAUAUAAGAGAUAAUAUGUUACCAUACUAGACCGUUACCUGUGACAUAAAAGCAUCAGAGGAGUACACACAGCAGUGGCAGCCAUUUUGUGGGAUAAACUUAUUUUAUAAGGCUGCACAACUGGAACCAGUCACAUCCCUGAUAUUCCUGGGCAGUGUGUCACUGUGUAUUAGUAGGCUGUAUUCUUUUAUAUAUAUAUAUAUAUAUAUAUAUAUAUAUAUAUAUAUAUAUAUAUAUAUAUAUAUAUAUAUAUAUAUAUAUAUACAGGUUGAGUAUCCCAUAUCCAAAUAUUCCGAAAUACGGAAUAUUCCGAAAUACGGACUUUUUUGAGUGAGAGUGAAAUAGUGAAACCUUUGUUUUUUUAUGGCUCAAUGUACACAAACUUUGUUUAAUACACAAAGUUAUAAAAAUAUUGUAUUAAAUGACCUUCAGGCUGUGUGUAUAAGGUGUAUAUGAAACAUAAAUGAAUUGUGUUACUGUACACACACUUUGUUUAAUGCACAAAGUUAUAAAAAAUAUUGGCUAAAAUUACCUUCAGGCUGUGUGUAUAAGGUGUAUAUGUAACAAAUGCAUUCUGUGCUUAGAUUUAGGUCCCAUCACCAUGAUAUCUCAUUAUGGUAUGCAAUUAUUCCAAAACACGGAAAAAUCCGAUAUCCAAAAUACCUCUGUUCCCAAGCAUUUUGGAUAAGGGAUACUCAACCUGUAUACUGUCUUAAGGCCUAAUUCAUAUCUGAUUGGAGAUGUGCUAAAUUUAGCACAUCUACGAUCAGUUUCUCAGACAUGCGGGGAGACACCCAGCACAGAGCUAGUCCGCCCCUCAUGUGAGGCCCUGCCCUCCGCCACACACAUACAGGUACAAAAGCAUUGCACGGCGGCGAUGCUUUUUUACCUGACAAGUAGCUCCCUGCCUGCGCAGCUCCUGUGCGCUGGCAGGCCGCUACUCGCCACGUCCCGGGUCGCAGCAGCUGUAUGUGACAUCACGCAGCCGCCGCGGCCCGUCACUUCAACGUCCGUAUGCGCCUUCAUUGUCCGGACCUCCCCCCGCCAAUGCCGUUCUAAGGUCAUUGGUACGCCCCCUCCCGCCCCGCAACCGUGUCUGCCUGUUAAUCAGGCAGAGGUGAUUGCAGCCUUGUGAUGCUGAUAGCAUCUCACUGGGCUCCCGGGGUGCGCACGCUCCGCGUGAGCACUCCACAAAGCAAUUCAGACUGCGAUCGCUACCGCGAUGCAAUCUGAAUUACCCCCUUAAUCCUAUGCGAGUAUCGGACGGUUCCAUUUUAAACACUAGGAACUAGGAAAGUAAAAUGGUUGGUGUAAGAUAAUGCUGUACUACGAAGUGGCACUAAGUUCCCCACAUGUUUUGUAUUAUAUCCCAUGUUAUACUGGUAUUAUACCAGUUGCAAACGUCCAAUUACUUGGUCUUUACUGCAUAUAGAAUAAAGCUACUUGGGUGGUUUAUAUUGUUUACACUGUGAUGUGUUGGGGUUUUGUUUUUUUUAUUACAUUUUACUUCUGUGCCAUAUAAUUUGUUACUACUAUUGGGCAGUUUAGUUUGCAUUAGUAAAAAUGCCACCUGUUACAUGGACCGUGAAACAAUGCAGGCAGCCAUUUUGUGAGUAAUUAAUUUUCCAGAGAAUCCAGCCUAUCAAAUCACAGGUGACAACACUGAUGCAAGUGUGCUGGUUUCUUGUGAACUGAAUUGUGCUCGGUUAUGUCACUGCUCCAUAGUAAAAUAUCCUUGGCAGUAGUAAAAUAAUGCAUUGUUACUUAUAUUGAUUAAGAGGGCAAAAUGGCUGUCACCACCACAACACAUGUGCAGCUUGUAUGCCAAAGAGGAGUCUUGUUUUACUGUGGUAUGUGAUUGUGUGAUGAGCCUCUAAAUCGGUGUUCCUCAAACCUGGUUUUCAUUGAUCCCUAACAGUGCUUGUUUUCCAGAUCAUCUAGCAGGAGCACAUGUGUGUUAAUUGACUAACAAAAUACAGCUGCAGAUGGUACUAAUUAUUCCUGUGGAUAUCUUGAAAACACGCACUGUUAUAGGCCCUACACACUGGGCGACAUCACUCAAAGAUAUGAAAGAUCUCGUUCAUUAAUGAACGAGAUACCGUUCAUAUCUUUGAGUGUGGAGGCACCAGCGAUGAACAAUGCGCGGCCCCGAGCUGGUUCAUCGCUGGUGCCCCGUCGGCUGUGCAUGCAGGCCAAUAUGGACGAUCUCGUCCAUAUUUGCCUGCACUGCUACGGAGCCAGGUGACGGGGGGAGUGAAGAAACUUCACUCCCCCCUUCACUGCUUUCCCCCACCGCCGGGUCGCCCGUCGGCCGUAUCCGCUGUCGGGCAGCUCGGCGGCGAAUCGGCCAAUUUGUAGGGCCCUUUAGACCUCCACGAGGGAAGAGCUUGAGAGACACUGGUCUACUCUUGCAAUAAGUUUACCUAUUUACAUAUAAUGAAAAAAAUGUAUAAAGGAAAUGUCUAUGUUUAACCCUCUGUGAUGCCCCAGGUAAUCACACGUGACGUGCUGGUAUAACUCUGCCCUUGUUGUCUCUGUAAGGGUAGUUUCACAUCUAACACAUGUUGGAGCCACGUGUUUUAGGUUUAGUGUUCCUUUAACACAUAUAGAUCACUUAUGUAGCCUUUUCCAAAGUUUCUUAUAUCUUCAUUUUUGUCAUGUGUUGGACAUGUUUGACCAGAGCUACUGUAUAUUGUUGCCAUACUAUACAAUUUUUAUUUAUAGUAUUUACUAGUAAACAUUGGUAUGGUAUAUUGGUAACUUCACCUUAUCGUAUGUACAAUGUAAUGCUUGAAUGUCUUGCUGCUAUAUAUUGCCCUGCUGUACUGCAAUACUGGAAAUCACUCUGCUUUCUGUGUUGCCUAGCCUCGAAAACACCCGUGUCAUUCCUUUUUCUUCUUCGGAAGUAGAUUAGAUGGCGUAGGUCUGGAUCAUUUUCCAUCAAUGCAAUUUAUGAUGUCAUGAAAUAUAUUGUACAAUAAAAGCCUUAAUUCUAAAA